Molecule: messenger RNA, 2117 nt
Organism: Glossina fuscipes
Lineage: Eukaryota; Metazoa; Arthropoda; Insecta; Diptera; Glossinidae
Gene: beta-PheRS
Product: phenylalanine--tRNA ligase beta subunit
Exons: 3
Coding region: 108-1898 (596 amino acids)
Biological process (GO): phenylalanyl-tRNA aminoacylation
Cellular component (GO): cytoplasm; phenylalanine-tRNA ligase complex
Molecular function (GO): ATP binding; RNA binding; magnesium ion binding
Source: RefSeq, a predicted model, not a curated record
AGAAAGAAGAAGAGAGAAGCACAACGUGUGCAAUUCUCUUAAUGUUUUUGUAGUUCGGCUAAAUAGAUAAAAACAUUUCUUUGGCAAAAUCUUAACUGAAUUGCAAAAUGCCAACAAUUGGUGUGAAACGGGAUUUAUUAUUUGAAGCUUUGGGUACAAAAUACAGUGAUGACGAUUUUCAACAAUUGUGUUUCGCUUUUGGGCUAGAACUAGAUGAAGUGACCACAGAAAAGCAAAUGUUAACCAGAGAGCAAGGCGACGAGGCAAGCGGAAUUGCUGAUGCUUCAGAAGAAAUUAUUUAUCGAAUUGAUAUACCGGCUAAUCGUUAUGAUUUACUAUGUUUGGAGGGACUAGUGACCAGCUUAUUAGUGUUUCAGGGCAAAAUUAAGCCUCCCAAAUUUGAAUUGUGUGAGCCUAAGGAUGGUAAGCGACAAAUUUUAAAAAUUUUGCCAGAAACUGCAAGCGUUCGUCCCUACGCUGUAGCUGCUGUGUUGCGUGAUAUCAAGUUUACUCAAUCGUCUUAUGAUAGCUUUAUCGAUUUGCAAGACAAAUUACAUCAGAAUAUUUGCCGUAAACGUGCUCUAGUAGCGAUUGGCACACAUGAUUUAGAUAGCAUACAGGGACCAUUUCGUUAUGAGGCACGUUCUCCGAAAGACAUCAAUUUUAUACCAUUGAAUCAAAGUAAAAGCAUGAACGGUGAAGAACUCAUGGAAUUUUAUAACAAUCAUUCUCAACUUAAACAAUAUUUACCCAUAAUAAGAGAUUCCCCUUUAUAUCCAGUUAUUUAUGAUGCCAAUGACCUAGUCUUAUCACUGCCUCCAAUUAUUAAUGGAAAUCAUUCAAAGAUCUCCUUAAAUACGAAAAAUGUAUUCAUUGAGGCUACGGCCACCGACUUAACCAAAGCUAAAGUAGUUUUAGAUACAAUUGUAUGUAUGUUUUCUACGCAUUGUCAGCAAAAAUUCGCUGUAGAACCUUGCGAUGUUAUACAACCGGAUGGCACAAUUGUAACGUAUCCCGAGUUAGCUGUACGCCAAGAAAUAAUAUCGACAAAUAAGACGAAUAAAAUUAUUGGCAUUGAGGAAACACCUGAGAAAAUUGCUGAUAUGCUGACUCGCAUGUAUUUAGAAGCUGAGAAAAUGACCGAUGAAGAUUCUAUUCAGGUAUCUAUACCGCCCACUAGACAUGAUAUUAUACACAAUUGUGAUAUUUAUGAAGACGUGGCCAUCGCUUAUGGCUACAAUAAUAUACGAAAAACGCUGCCUUCCUUUAUGCAUAUCGCCAAACAAUAUCCCUUAAAUAAAUUAACCGAACAGUUAAGGGAACAAGUCGCUCAAGCGGGUUUCACUGAAACUUUAACAUUUACUUUAUGCUCGCGUGAUGAUGUGGCAAACAAAUUGAAUAAAAUAAUUGAUCAUAUACCGGCUGUGCACAUAGCUAAUCCUAAAACGUUAGAAUUUCAAGUUGUACGUACCACAUUAUUGCCCGGCCUGUUGAAAACAUUAGCUGCCAAUCGUAAAAUGCCUUUGCCUUUAAAACUUUUCGAAAUUAGCGAUGUGGUUAUAACCGAUAAUGAAACCGAAGUAGGAGCACGUAACGAAAGGCGUUUAUGUGCUAUUAAUUGUAAUAAAACAGCAGGAUUUGAAGUAGUACAUGGUUUGUUAGAUCGCGUUAUGCAAUUAUUGGAAGUUCCUUGGGAAUCGUCAAACAAUUCCGCCUCUACGGGCUACUGGCUGCAAGCUGUCGAUGAUGAGACUUACUUUCCUGGACGUUGUGCUUACAUUAUUUACAAUAAUGUGGCUAUUGGUAAAAUUGGCGUUUUACAUCCCACCGUAUUGCAGGCUUUCGAAUUAAUUACACCUUGCUCAGUUUUGGAGUUUAACAUUGAACCAUUUGUAUAAGAUCCAAAAGAAGGCUCUCCAAAAUCAUAUUUAUAAUUUAUUUGCAUUUUUUUUUUCAUUUCAAUAAAUAAAGAUGGAAGAUCUUGUUAAAUAAAAAUUUUGCGAUUCACUUUAAUAUAUUUGUAGAGAUUAGAAAAAGAUGCCCGGGUUUGUAAAUAUUUGAAAUAUAAUUGAAAAUUUAAAAAAAAAAAAAUGAUCUCGCCUAAAAGAUGAGUCUAA